AUGCGAUCGGUGGGGAUGCAUCCAGAGUGUCUUCCGAUAGCAGUGAAUUUGCGCGACAAUUUCUAUGGUCCUUUGGGUGUAAGAUGUUUGGAAUUUCUCAGAAGCGGACCAGCUCCUAAGGAGGGCUGUGAAUUUGGCUCGAGAGAGCAAUUGUCCCAAGUGACCAGUUAUCUGGAUGCCUCCAUGGUUUACAGUAGUAAUGCCAUGCAUAGUGACAGUCUGAGAAUAUUCCGGAAUGGCUUAUUGCAGUACGGAAGAAUACAGUCGCGAAGAUCUUGGCUUCUGAAACAUAAAUCGGAUUUAUGCAAACGCGGGUCUUUGUCUAUAACUUGUUUCCCGGCUGGCGACGGACGUCUAAGCGAGCAACCUGCUCUCACGUCCUUGCACGUAGUCUUUCUGAGAUUACACAACAGGAUAGCCAUGGAAUUAUCAGCCAUGAAUUCUCAUUGGAGCGACGAAAAACUUUUUCAAGAAGCACGAAGAAUUGUCGGCGCAGUAAUCCAACAUAUAACUUAUCGAGAAUUUCUACCGAUUAUUCUUGGCCCUCAGGUGAUGAAAAUCUUUGAUUUGGAAGUUCUUAAAAAAGGUUAUUUCAAAGGAUACGAUCCGACAGUAAAUCCCACCAUUGCAAAUUCAUUUUCUACAGCGGCUUAUCGAUUCGGACAUUCAUUGGUCCAGCGGAGCUUUAUUAGAUUUGAUAGCAAUCACAGACCCAUUUUUAAUAAUAUUUCGAUUCAUGAUGAGUUCACCAACCCUGCGAAUUUGGAUACAGCAGGAUCCGUCGAUCGCCUUCUUCUAGGAUUAGUAAAUCAGCCAUGCCAGAAGCGGGACGAGUUCAUAACCGAAGAGAUGACUAAUCGUCUUUUUCAAACGCCUGGUUUUCCAUUCGGCAUGGAUCUUGCUUCCCUCAAUAUCCAGCGGGGUAGAGAUCACGGUUUACCGCCUUACAUCCGAUGGCGUAAACCUUGCAGUUUGAGCCCGAUAAGAACCUUUGAGGAUCUUAAUAAAGUGAUGUCGCCGGACAUCAUAAGAAAAUUGAAAUCAUUAUAUUCGUCGGUGGAGGAUAUUGACCUCUUCUCGGCCGGUCUAGCGGAAAAGUCGGUAGUUGGCGGUCUGGUUGGUCCGACUUUCGCUUGUAUAAUUGCUCAACAAUUCAGUAAUCUGCGACGUGGCGAUCGAUUCUGGUACGAAAAUCCCAACAGCGAAAGCAGUUUUACCGCUGGUCAAUUGCAACAGAUCAGACAAGUCACUUUGGCCCAAGUACUGUGCCAAACGAUGGAUGGCAUUGAAACCAUACAACCAUUUGUUUUCCUCGCAACGGAUAUGUUAAAGAAUCAACGUCUCUCUUGCGAUGAUUUUGCUAUUGGACACCUGAGAUUUGAACACUGGGCCGAACGGCCAUCUGAAUUCAAAAGCAACGUCGACAACUCGCAAAAAGUUAAACGAGCAGCGACCGACACAAGUUUCUCUAUUUCUAGGUCAAAAGAGGAAAAUAUCCAUCCUAAUAGAAAAGUUCAUCCCAAAAGUAAUCCUGAUCAUACAAAAGUUACAACUCCAAAACCUUUUCAGAAUAGCAUUAAUCAAGAAAAUAAAGUCAUUGUAAAAAGGCCAUUUGUUCGACCAAACAACAACAAUGUCACCAUCGUGGUCCAAAAUAAUGCUGUAAAUGCUCCUGUUUUCGUAAACGAGGGUAUCUACGAUUCACAUAUCAAAAUCCAGGAACAGCUUCCUAUCAGCUCAACUUCUCGACCGCAGGGAAAACCUAUACCAACGACUAUUCCUCAUUCACCAAAUUUUCAUUUAGCAAAUCAACCGUACGUUCCCUAAUACAGAUUGCCUCCUUUCACACAGGAUGACGUCUUUUAUGAUAACUACUCUGCCACUAGUCCCAGACCUACUCUCUACACUUAUUACACAAAUUUCCAGAAGGCUACUACGCAAAUGCCAGAGAUUGACGGUUAUUUGAUUAAUUACGGACUUUUAAAUCACAAUUUGAUUCCAGCAUCUCCUUACGGAAAAUCAAAACCUCUAGAAAAUUUCGAACAUCAUGAAUUGAAAGAUGAACAAAAUCCGGUGCAAAAGCCGAAUUACGCUGAUCCUAAACUUUCAACAAACAUGGAGUUGAUCAGACCAAAUUAUGCAUCAAGUGAUAAAUCUUAUACACAUAAAUCAAAUUAUGAUGAAUAUAAACAUUCAACAACUACGCGACCAAAUUUCCGACUGAAUUAUGCAACGAACGAUGAAUUUUAUUAUACACAUAGACCAAGUUAUAAUAAACCUUCAAUUAUACGACCAAAUUUUCGACCGAAUUAUGAAAUAAAUAAUGAAUGUCAUCAUAUUCAUAAAUUAAAUUACUGUGGAUAUAAACCGUCAAUCACGCGGCCAAAUUUUCGACCAAAUUACGUAUUGAAUAAUGAACCUUAUCAUACAGACAAAUCAAGUAAUGACGAACAUAGGUCUUUAACAAGUACGCAACCGAAUCUUCAAUCCAAUUUUGGAUGGAACGAUGAAUUAUAUCACAGACCAGAUUAUAAUGUAUUUAAACCUUCAGGCAACUCGCAAUCAAAUGAAGAUUUACAUCAUGUACAAAAACUAAUUUAUAAUAGAUUUACGUCCCUAACAAACUUCCGAUCAGAUAAACCAAAUCAGGAAUCAUAUAAUAAACUAAGCGGUGUCGAAAAUCUACAUUUACAAAGUAGUGAUCUUAAUCUGUAUCAGAAAAAGCCGAAUAUUGAACCACCAAGUUAUAGCAUUGAUAAUUCCCAUCAAACAUUUUUUACUACUAAGCCAAGUAACGAAUAUAACUCUCAAUUUUGGAAGAAAGAUUCACUGCAAUCUAUCAAGGAUUCGGUACAAAGUGGACUUUAUGGAUCUAUUCCGAGUUCUGAAAUGAAUAUUCCAUCUUAUCAAAAAGAUACAUUUACAGAUUCCAGUACUUUGUCUUCUACAAAUAACAACUACGAUCGGUAUUCUGGUACUACUCAGAUUUAUCAAAAAAUAUUGUCAUCUACUCCAAGUGGUUGGACAGACGUCUUAUCUCAUAUAAAACAAGACAGUACUCAAUCUCCUUUUAACAAAGAUAUGUAUCCGUAUAGUUUAUUUUUAUUCAAUCAGACACCAACAAGUCAUCCGACCUAUCAAAAAGAUGAUCAAUCAAAAGCGCCUUCAAAAGUGUCAGGCAACAAAUCCUUUGUUAAUGUAGAUUCACAUGAACAUAAUUCUCACAAAAAUCCUCCAAAAUUAUCUAAUUUAAAUGAGCAAUUAUUAUCUAGCACUUCGUAUUGGUCAAAAACUUCAACAAUUGGUAUUCAUUUACAUAAACAAGAGGAAAAUUUGAAUCCUAAACGAACAGAAUUGCAAAGCGUUACAAUCGUCAGUGAAACGGUCGAAGCAAUCCACCAUCCUGACCAUACCGGAUAUGUAUCUCAACAUAAAGCUACUAGUGAAAUUCCAAGACCAUUGGUACAACAAAUAAAGAGCAAUGUAUCCGUUACUAAAAAAGCUGGACAGUAUUAUUAUGAGAAAAAUGUCUUGCAUCAAUAUCCAGAUGAAAUAGUUAGCCAAAGUCCCAAAAGUAAUCCUCAUUUAACAGAGAAAUCUGACAGAACACUCAUUCGGGACCGAAAAAUGACAUCUGAGAAGAUUACAGUAGAAACAUCAGUUAUUGACAAUCCCAUAAUGAACUCUGAAGUGAUUCAAAACGACAAAAAUAAAUUGACACCUAUGCUUGUGAUUACUGUUCGUGGUAAUUACACAGGUGACAGGGAAGAUGUCCAAAGUGCUUUCUCGGUAGAUAUCAAAAAUGUUGCACCGGCUGACGUUCCCGAUAGAUAUUUCUCUUAAACAGUUCUGUUUACAUAAACAAUUGCACUUUGAAAUCGUAACGAAUACAUGCUUUUUACGUAAUCGACAGACAAGCGUAUAUGAUGUUUCAUAGGAGACACUAUUUCGCAAUAAUCAUAAU
This is a messenger RNA of Mycetomoellerius zeteki, 3964 nucleotides long. RefSeq lists its product as uncharacterized. The record is from RefSeq and is a predicted model, not a curated record. Gene Ontology annotation, molecular function: heme binding; peroxidase activity. Gene Ontology annotation, biological process: response to oxidative stress. Lineage: Eukaryota; Metazoa; Arthropoda; Insecta; Hymenoptera; Formicidae.